GUGUGGGCAGUAGAGCAGUGUCGCUGCGGUUGGCGUCCUCCGAAAAUAAAGUGCAAUAACUUUCCACGAUAAGUGCAAUAUAUAGUGCGCUUGCAAUUCUUUGCUAUACAAAAUGUCGCUAACUAUAGUGAAAUAUCGAAAAACAGCUGAUGGCGUUCUACCCAUAACACCCACAGUGAUAUUUAGACCUAAAAUUCAAGUGCAGCAACAGCAAACUGUCAAGAGGGUAGCAGGCGCCAGUAAUGCUCUCGGCAAAAUACCCGCCGGAGCUAUAAUCAAGCCGACUAUGAAACGAGCCUCUAACAGCGCCACUUCUCCAGCUUCUCCGUUGGUAAAAGCACCAAAGUAUGUGAUGCAAUCGAGUAGCUAUGGCAGCACAUCUUCUCCAACGCUAUCUUGGCAAUCGUCCACCCCGCUGGGCAACAAUAAAAAGGAAACGUUGGGAGCUGCUAUUAGUUCCCUGCCACCCAAUACGAUUAUUAAAGCAACCACCAGACAACAGCUUUCCUCGUCGAACAGCUCAUCACCGGUUCCUAGCAAUGUUAUGGGCACAGUGGCGUCUGCUCCAGCCGCAGCGCCCGCUGUUACGUCUGCCGUGCGUCAGGCGGUGUUCCUUAAACGUGAUAUGCCGCAACGCACUAUGCGCAGCAUGACUUUAGGAGCCAUUGACAUGGCAUCCACACUGCAUUUGGGUGUAUCCAGUGCACAUUUACCACUGUUGAAACGUCACAUUUGUAAAUACGCAAAUGUAUCGCAUCUGGACUGCUGCAUAACACUGCGAAAGCUACGUCUCAAUGAGCCAUUUGCACUGCUCGCCGAGUUCUUUGAAUUGAACGAGUUGGAUGUGGAUCAAAUUUUUAGAAAUGCGAUUGUCAAACUAGCUCGCUGCCUGCGGCCCUUAAUACGUUGGCCUGAUGCCAAACAUUAUUCCGAGCGCUUAAAGCAUAUGCCCUUGGCGUACAGAGCGAACUUGUUGCAUGUGCGAUCAUUGAUUGAGUGCGUGGAGACUGAGUUGAGCGAAAAGUUAAAUUUUGGCUGCGCCAGCUACAAGUUUAUUUUGUGUCUCAAUACAAAUGGUGUUAUAAGCUAUGUGUCGGACACCUAUCGAGGCGACUGCGAUGAUCUACAAUUGUUUGAGGCUACCAAUUUCAAGGAUAUUAUUCCCAAGUAUCUCACACUCUGCGCAGAGCCGGGUAAAGCCGUCAAACGCUUGCCUAAGCCUAAUGCAGAUGACGGCCUAACAGAUGAAGAGUAUGAAGCACAGGACGAACAGGAGCCCAAACAAAUGCUGAGCAAAUAUGAUGAGCAUCGCCUGGCCGGACAAUUGGCCAACACGCAAUCGUUGUCCGUUUCCAAUGGCGCGUUAACCUCAACUCGUGUACCGCAGCUGCAGUUGCCCACGCUACGCGUCAAUGAACCCGCAUGUCGUGCACAGAUGCGGCAAACAAUUGACACACUGCGAGAGUUCAAAAUGCUCGAUCACUGUGCGAUGCAGCAUGCUCCACUGCUGGGCUAUCUGAAUGAGAUGCUGAUUGUGGCUGCAGCACUAUGUAAUUUGCAGCAGCAGUAGCAGUAACUGUAGAAAAGUUUAGCUUAAUUUAAAAACACCUGUUUUAAGGUUGUUACACUCGCAAUUAUGUACACAAAUUGUUAACUAUACAAAUGAAAUUUUUGAUACUAAAACUUGUAUUUAGCCACUAGUAGUAACUGUAAAUUGCAAUAGCAACAACGCAAAUACUUUCACGUGUCUGCUGCAAAUUGUUAGCAUAGCUCCUAAUUUGUAGUACCUCUUAAUUGUUUAGCGUGAAGCUUGAGAGCUUUGUAUUCCGUUUGCCAAGACUACUUUGAGAAUAUGUUAUGAAGGUUAACAAGUUAAACAGGCUUCACGACACUCGGCUACAAAUUUGAUAAUCUAACUUUUGCGCGAACUUUUUACUUGCCGUAAAGAUAUUAUAUUUGGUGUAGCCAAUAGAUGUUUACAUUUAUAAAGUGUAUCCAUCUAUUGAAUAGUAUGACUAACCUUAUAAGAUUUCCGCUAGGGUUUUCGGCAGAAACAGGUUGCUCUAAUUGUAGAUGUUGCCACAGCGAUUGCAAUUGGUGACCUCUGCAAUUUGAAAUUGUUGGUCUUUAGCAACUAGACCUUGCUAAUAUAUAUGCACACGUGCAUUUGUUUCGGGGACUCCGUAUUUUAUUUUCAUAACAUUUAAUUUAUUUCCUAUUUUCAUGGCUGUUACAAGUUGCUUGAAAUGGCCGUCGACUGAUGUGUUUUAAAUCUAUUUGUGCAGCUGUUUGAUGCUUUGUUUGUUCGUCGCCACUGCCGAUCGCACGUUUAACAGCUGUCAAUACCCUCACUCGCCAAUUCACUUAAAUUUAAAAUAUGGCAUAUUAAAAAUAGUGUUUAGAGUUAAGGUUAUACAACUUUUCAGUAGUUUAUUUGUGAGCCUUCGAUACUCUAGCCUUCAAGCUAAGCUAACUCACGGAAACCCGAAUCAGCUGACUAACAUUGGGUUUCAUUCAAGCGUUAGCUGUUCUCCCUUUUUUAUAUCGCAAUCAGCUCACAGCUCUAAUCUGAGCUUCGCUUAAUACUAAGUUUCUGCAGAAAACCUUUAUCCAGAUAAUUUACAGCAUCAUUCAUUGAAUCCUGGUCAAUCGACACUAAGUCCUGUAGGGCCUCUCAUCCAUCCUUACCUUUUUCCUUUUUACAGCAGCAGCUUAAUCAUUAAUCAUUAGCAGGCUAUCAUAUCAAUAAUUCGUAUACUUAGCCGUUUUUCUAAAGGCCCCUUAUUUCAGAAAUUUACACUCUAGUCCUUUGUGUACGCAGAAUUUAUUACAAACGGGCCAGAGACACCU
Drosophila hydei is the source of this 2850-nucleotide messenger RNA. RefSeq lists its product as uncharacterized. NCBI's taxonomy places the organism in Eukaryota, Metazoa, Arthropoda, Insecta, Diptera, Drosophilidae. The record is from RefSeq and is a predicted model, not a curated record. The transcript is spliced from 4 exons. The coding region runs from base 113 to 1570 and encodes 485 amino acids.